CAUCCUGAGCAGAGCUUUGCCUCCUACUUUUUUGUUGGGACCUGGGAAAAAAAAAAAAAUUGCCCCACAGAGGUACCGAGGAGGAGAAAUAGAAGAAAGAGAAACAAGAUCUAAACCAUGGAAAUAUACGAGGUUGCUUUUUAGUCGUCGACAAUGCAAGCGGACGUGCUUUCACCGUGAAUUCAAACGAGGAGGUUUUCGUUUGGUAGAGUAACCUUCCCUCUCCCCCAUCAUGCUGAGCUUCCUGCGCAGGACGCUGGGGCGACGCUCCAUCCGCAAACAUGCAGAGAAGGCCCGGUUACGGGAGGCCCAACGUGCCACUACACACAUCCCAGCUGCUGGCGACGCAAAGUCCAUCAUCACGUGCCGCGUUUCCUUGCUGGACGGGACAGACGUCAGUGUUGAACUGCCGAAAAAAGCCAAAGGUGAAGAGCUGUUUGACCAGAUAAUGUACCAUCUGGACAUCGUGGAGAAAGACUACUUUGGACUGCGCUUCAUGGACUCGGCACAAGUGCCGCACUGGCUUGAUGUGACAAAGAGUAUCAAAAAGCAAGUGAAAAUCGGCCCACCAUACUGCCUUCACAUGAGAGUUAAGUUUUACUCCUCCGAACCAAACAACCUGCAUGAGGAGCUCACUAGAUACCUGUUUGUGUUACAAUUAAAGCAAGACAUCCUCAGUGGCAAGCUAGAGUGUCCAUUUGAAACAGCGGUGGAGUUGGCUUCCUUUUCCCUUCAAGCUGAGCUUGGUGAUUGUGAUCCAUUGGACCACAAUCUGGACCUGAUUUCAGAAUUUCGCUUCAUCCCCAACCAGACAGAAGAUGUAGAGCUGGCCAUAUACAACGCAUGGAAGGAAUGCAGAGGUCAGACGCCAGCCCAAGCUGAAAUCAACUACCUGAAUAAAGCCAAGUGGCUAGAAAUGUACGGUGUGGACAUGCAUAUGGUCAAGGCAAGAGACGGUAAUGAAUAUAGUCUGGGUUUGACACCAACGGGAGUUCUGGUGUUCGAAGGAGAAACCAAGAUCGGCCUCUUUUUCUGGCCCAAGAUCACCUGUCUGGAUUUUAAGAAGAGCAAACUGACACUUGUGGUGGUAGAAGAUGAUGAUCAGGGCAAGGAACAGGAGCACACCUUUGUGUUCAGGAUGGAUCACCCUAAGGCCUGUAAGCACCUGUGGAAGUGUGCUGUUGAACACCAUGCUUUCUUUAGACUGAGAGGGCCGGUACAGAAAAACUCUGCGCGCUCUGGAUUCAUUCGCAUGGGAUCACGCUUCAGAUACAGUGGGAAGACAGAAUAUCAGACAACUAAGGCCAAUAAAGCAAGGAGGUCAGCCUCGUUUGAGAGGCGGCCAAGUCGACGUUACUCCAGAAGAACCAUGCACGGCAGAGGGACAUUCAAUCCCCAUGAGGCUCAUUCCUCUGGCAAUGGAGUCAGCUCCAGUAAAGACAACAAGUUUACUAGAGGCGCCUGGUCUGCCGUGCCUGUGGUCAGCCCUGUAGCAGCUUCUGCUUGUGUACCGAUGGAAAUCGAGGCUCUACCCCGGAGUCCUGGAGGAGAAAAGAGGAGUGUGCCCAUGGUUGCCGACCUGAUGGAAACGUGCAUUGAUGAUGUCCUCAGGGCUCCUGUCGUUCCACCGGUGACGGCUACAGAGGAGGCCGGACCGAGCAGCGCCUAUGCUACCCCCGGUGUCGCCGGGGACGAUCCUCUCAGCCUCACUGAAGCAUCCGCUCGUCUGAAGCAGCUGGCUUUAGAGAGCAGUCCACCACUUCCUGCAACUCCGAGAAACAACAUCAAUGUCAACAUGGCCAUGAAUAAUCAGGAGGAUGUGGUGAAGCUCACAGAGAAGUGUGGCCUGAGCAGCACAGGCAGUAGUCCAGUUGUCACUCCACUGCGCACCCCAGAGGAUCUGAAGAGCAACAUCCUGAAAGCACAAGCUGAGGCCGCUGCCCUCAAGGGCCCUUCGGAGGAACAUGUGGUUAUAGUUGGAGAUAAAAACUGUAAUUUACAGGAGCCUUCUUCCAGGUUGAAGGUGCGUACCGGGCGAAUGGGCAGUAACUCGUCCCUGUCUGUUAGCAGUCGCCCCGACAUUCAAGACUCCUGGGACCUGCUCAAGCCAGCCUCACUGGUGUCUCCAGCAGGGGCCAGUGUCGAGGUGCUGGCUGAAGAUUUGAACCCCUCCGUUCCCAAGAUGCCCUCUGAGUCUGCUGCUGAAGUCAUGGCACCAAAGGCUAAAGCAGAGGAGGUUGACCUGCCUAUGACCGCCCCACUCUCUGAUAACCUGAUUGAUUUCACUGACCCAACUCCUGUGCUACCACCAGUGCAGCAUCCCAAACCAGUCAUCACACCCCGCUGGAUCGUUCCCACAACUGCUCCUUCUGGUGUCUUUACUAACGGCCUGCUCGACCUCGACCCCCCUGCUAAGGUCAACCCUCCUCUGCCUGCAGAUGGGGGAGCAGCUCUCACCCCAGCCCUCCCCCUCCUCGCUCACGCACGCAGCACCAUCUCGGCCAGCCCUGUGGGUCAGCAGCCAGCGCCAGAGGAUGGAGCCAAACCCAGAGGUCUCCUGACCACUGAGCUCUGAUGAGGGUGGGAAAUACAGUAGCAGCCUUCACAGUAUUCUUCUACCCUGACCACUUUCCCAAUAACCCCAUCACCCAUCUACACACACAAGCUGGGACAACUGUGCUGAACACUGGGGGUUUGCAGGAACCUGUGAAGAGGGACCAUGAACACAACUGCACCCACGCUGACAAAAAGACUGAACAAGUUGAACUUAGCACACAGGGAAAGUAAUAGGAGUAUUCAAUGAUAUCAUGAAUCAAAGGCUAGUUUUAAAGAAACAUGUAGCUGCAGUAUUAACAUGAUGUUCACUGUCUGUGACUUGCCAUUCACUCAGUCCAUCCAGUCAAAAACCCUCACCCUUCUCACACUGUAUGGUACGUUGUAAAAGCAGCCACCGCUGGACUGAAAGGGGAGGGUGUCUCUUUUAGUGCUGCUUCCCUCUCCCCUUUGUAAGUCAUGCUGUUUUAUCACUGUUUAACACACCGCUGGAUCCCUGCUGCUCUGAGCUUUUCUGAUCACACAGCACAUAGAGCUGCUGAAGUACACUGGAGGAAGGACUACAAAAAGAAUCUGUAGAAACUACAAUGGCAGUGACUCAAAAUGUGGAUUCAGAGAGAUAGAAACACCUGGACUCUUGACCUGACACACAUGUGGAUAUUACACUGUACUGCUCUUGAAGCACACUACAACCCCUUUUGUUUUGUUUUGUUUUUAACCCAGAAAAUACGUCAUGUGAAAUUCAGCUACUACUUCAGCCCUACGAAGACUUCACUGGAUUAUCUUUGCAACACUGGAACUAGAAAGGAAUUGUUUUUAUGGCUGACAACAGAGAUGACCACUUGUUUUUUUUGUUUUUUUUUACUUUUAUUAUCCAGCUCUUACUCAUGCUGUCUUUACUGAUGUUUAAAACUGCCCAUUGCUGUUCUGUUCUCGAGCAGCAAAAGGAAGUGAUCAUUACUGAUGAGAAUUAGUUCUUGAGUGUGUUCAAAUGACUCAAAGAUGACAAUAUAAGAAUAUGAAGUUUUAGCAUUUUGAGCAGAAUGUGAGACUGUACCUUUUUCCUGAACCCACUCUUCCCACCUGUGGCAUUUCAUGACGUGGCUCUAUUGAUGUUUAAACCGUUAACUGUGAUCUCUGCAGGUAAACACUUGUGUCCAGAUACUUGGAAUGACUCCGCUGGAUAUCUGAACUGAUGCUAUAACAUAACCUGACCCUGUUAUAGAACAUUACUCCUUGUACUAACACGUCGUAGCUACUACCCCUGCCUUAUGGAAAAUGAAUGUAUUCAAAUAGUCUCGUCUAAGAAUGCUGGAGAUGCCACGAUAGCAAAGUUUUACAACUUGUCAAAAUCCAAUUUGCUGAUACAUUUUAUUACUGGAGACAAACGUGUGACAUAUCUUAAAGCUGGUUUUGUAUGUGAAAUUGAGGCCUACCUUCUUUUUUUUAUCUUAAUGGAUGAUAUCAGAAUAACUCUUAAAGAAAGACUUGUAUUUGUUUUAUUUUUCAGUAUCCCAUACAUUAUAAUCAAUAAGACUCAUUAAAUUUGGUAGUUUUUUUUUUUUUUUCACUUUGUUGUCGAUGUCAUGAUCUGUAUUCAACAAGGGAAGCUGACUGUUAUACAGCAUUUUCUUAGCAGUGACAGUUAUUUAUGCUACUCGGUGUAAGUGUUCAAACAGUGUCUGAAGGUGUUGUAGCGUAUAUACAGUUGUAAUGUAUUGUCAGAGUAAUGCUAUCAGCUGGCUGUAGAUAUGAAGUAGAUUUAUAUAUAUUUUUGAAAAUGAUGUCAGCAGUAUUCUUACCACAUCCCAAGAAGUUUUCUGCAUCACCAUGUUUGCUUAUUACAGAAGAAGUAGAACAUGUAUUACUCAUCACACUGACUGGAAAAACACUGAUUAUACAUCUCAAAUGCAAUUUUAUAUGAACUUUUUCUUUGUCUGGAAUACCUGAUCAUGACUCAGUAAAGCUUUGCUACAGUAGGA
Molecule: messenger RNA, 4535 nt
Organism: Labrus mixtus (cuckoo wrasse)
Lineage: Eukaryota; Metazoa; Chordata; Actinopteri; Labriformes; Labridae
Gene: epb41l5
Product: erythrocyte membrane protein band 4.1 like 5
Exons: 26
Coding region: 233-2575 (780 amino acids)
Cellular component (GO): cytoskeleton
Molecular function (GO): cytoskeletal protein binding
Source: RefSeq, a predicted model, not a curated record